Messenger RNA from Anthonomus grandis grandis, 1283 nucleotides. Its product is annotated as E3 ubiquitin-protein ligase TRIM9-like. Gene Ontology annotation, molecular function: zinc ion binding; ubiquitin-protein transferase activity. Lineage: Eukaryota; Metazoa; Arthropoda; Insecta; Coleoptera; Curculionidae. Gene Ontology annotation, biological process: positive regulation of DNA-templated transcription. The record is from RefSeq and is a predicted model, not a curated record. Gene Ontology annotation, cellular component: chromatin; nucleoplasm. Bases 158 to 982 code for a protein of 274 amino acids. The transcript has 2 exons.
UGUCGCCAGUUUCCGUUUUAGUCUGGCGCUUGUAGCACACACGACGCGCGUAUUUUCGCCUUUUCUCCUCGUUCGUAUCGUCGUUUUCAAACAAUCGCGCGCGCUUUUCAUUUUCCAGCGAAUAUCGGUCUGCUCCUGGCCGCUUUAGGUUGAGAAGAUGGAAGAGGAGCUUCGCUGUUUCGCCUGUAAGCAGUUCUUUAACAAUCCGGUGCUGUUACCCUGCUACCACGGGAUCUGCCUGCAUUGCGCCCUCAACCUGCAACAGCCCGCCACCAACAGCAGCAGUAAUAACAGUGGUAACAACAGCCAUCAAGCAAUCACGUCAACGGUCAAUAAUGUCGUAAAUGAGAACGCGGAAAGUGUCGCCUCCGGAUCCUCCGGGGAUUACCAGGAGUCUGACAAAUUAUCCAUUCUAAGCGAAACCGAUAGUGGAGUAGUGUGCACUUCCAGACCCAACUCCUACGUGGGUACUCCCAAUGGGGGAGUGUUGUACCCCAGCGCUCUGAGUCUCGCGUGUCCUAUUUGCAAUAAAGUCGUUUAUUUCGACGAUAACGGAGCCCACAACUUGCCGAAGUAUCGAGUCAUGCAAAGUAUCGUAGACCGAUAUGGCGAAUUGAAAAACCUCACUUUAAAAUGUCAGAUGUGCGAGCAGGAACCUGCCAAGGAUGCGACUGUCAUGUGUGAACAAUGUGAAGUACUUUAUUGCGAUUCUUGUAGAGAAUCCUGUCAUCCGGCGAGAGGUCCUUUGGCCAAACAUGUGUUAAGUGAACCGAAACGCGGCGGGACUAGUACCAAUAAGUCCAAGGAUGGCAAAUGUCCCGAACAUGCUGAGGAAAUGUUAAACAUGUACUGCUUGGUAUGCAAAAUUAGUGUAUGUGCUUUGUGUCUCAUGGAUACCAGACAUACAAGUCACGAUGUGCAGAGUUUGGUUGUUAUGUGUAAAGCGCAAAAGGUAAAUUCGCUUAGCCUUCCACCAUCUUGAAUACCUAGUUCUCCAUUAGACAGUAAGUAGAAUGAAAAUAGUGAAUUGAAUAAAACAAGGCGUAUGUCGAGCAAAAAGCCAAAAGCGAGGUCUCUUAUGAAAAGAAAAUUGAAUAAAAUUAUGGCAUAAGAAAGGUUACUUUCGCAUCAGUUUUAUAAAAUAUUAUUGUAGGAGUGCUAAAAUAUAUUUAAACAUUUUUUGCUCAAUAUCUACUUUAAUGGAUAUCUUUGAACAUUUCAUCGAGCAACACGGCCACUCCCCUAUUAUUAAACUUAAAAUGUUUGUUGAAAAAAAAAAAAAA